Messenger RNA from Paraglomus occultum, 339 nucleotides. NCBI's taxonomy places the organism in Eukaryota, Fungi, Glomeromycota, Glomeromycetes, Paraglomerales, Paraglomeraceae. The record is from the annotation of a GenBank genome assembly.
AUGAGUAAAUCAGUAAUCUGUCCUCAUGGUUUUCCUCAACGAGGAGAAAUUUAUUUAGUUGACUUCAAUCGCCGCAAAGGAAAAGAGAUUAGAAAAAUCCGUCCGGCAGUGGUAAUUAGCAAUGAUAUUCAAAACCAAUAUGACCACUAUUUAACCGUGGCUCCUAUUAGUAGUGAUGAAAUGGAGAUAAUUCGUCCUUUCGAAGUGUUGAUGCUUAAAACACUUAGCAAUGGUUUAAACUAUGACAGCAAAAUCUUACUCAAUCAAAUUCAUAGUAUCGACCACCAGGCUCGUUUACAAAAAUACUGUGGCAAGUUGGAAGAAAGACUAAUUAAAGAG